Messenger RNA from Colletotrichum higginsianum IMI 349063, 984 nucleotides. RefSeq names its product Duf1115 domain protein. The record is from RefSeq and is a predicted model, not a curated record. The transcript has a single exon. Lineage: Eukaryota; Fungi; Ascomycota; Sordariomycetes; Glomerellales; Glomerellaceae. Bases 1 to 984 code for a protein of 327 amino acids.
AUGGCGACCUCACCAUCAUGGCACCUCCUCCCGCCCGACCUCGUUGAGCAUCAAAUCGGCCAGAUCGACCUCUUGAUGGCGAUGUACCCGGCCGAGGAGGAGGCCACAAUCGAAAAAGAGUCGGAAAAUAUCCUCGCUCUCCUCAAAUCUCACCUCGAGGGCCCAUCAUCAUCACCAUCACCACCACCACCACUCACCUCCACCAGACCCCCGCAGGUCUCGGUGCUGCUCACACUCACCAUCGCCGAGCAAGAGGAACAGGGCGGAAAGGACCCGCCGCCGCCCAAGACGCUGCAGCUCGACAUCGCCGUGCCCUUCUCCCACCCGCCCGGCCCCGCGCCGGAUGAGGCCCCGCGUGUCGCCGUGCGCGUCCGCCAGCCGGCCUGGCUAAGCCGCGCCGCGACGGCGCAGCUCAACGCGCGCGUCCCCGAGGACGAGGACCUCUUCAGCACCAUCGAGGUCGUCCGGGACGCCGCCGCAGAGCACCUCGAGCGCGCCAAGCUCGCGGAGGCCGAGGCCCUCGUCGCUGGCAACGACAACCGCCUCGACGCAGACGACGACGGGGACGGCGAAGCGGGCGAGCCGCCCCACCUCGUCCGGGUGUGGUUCUACUUCCCCUCCAUCUCGACCCGCUCCAAGCGCGACGACUUCAUCAUCCACGCGCCGGCGUACGGCCUCACGGGCUUCCUCUACGCCGGGAAGCCGGGCCUGCUCUGCCUCGAGGGCUCCUCGCGCCGCGUCGACGCCUACAUGCGCUUCAUCAAGACGGAGAGCUGGGGCGACAUCCCCGCGCACCACAAAAAGGUCAGCGAGCGGCACCGCGAGACGGGCGUCGCGUCCCGCGUCUUCGCCGACAUGAGCGAGAUCACCGACUCGGUCGGCGAGCGGCGGGGCCAGAGGGCGAACCGGGGGGACAUGAAGGCCGUCGAGGGCUGGCUGGUCGAGCGCGGCCUGGGGGAUGCCUUCGCCAAGGUGCUGAUGUAG